This is a messenger RNA of Necator americanus (New World hookworm), 465 nucleotides long. RefSeq lists its product as uncharacterized. The record is from RefSeq and is a predicted model, not a curated record. Bases 1 to 465 code for a protein of 154 amino acids. Lineage: Eukaryota; Metazoa; Nematoda; Chromadorea; Rhabditida; Ancylostomatidae. The transcript has a single exon.
AUGAAAGAUUCCUCUCCAUCCUUCGUUUUGAGGACGACAAAUGUUUUCUUCUCGAGAAGUACCAAUGAAACGAUGCUCAAGGAACUGAAUGAGGCAGCGAGGAGAAUAGGACUGCGAAUAAAUAGAAAGAAGACACAGUUCAUAAAGAACGCCUACUGCGACGGAGGAGUACAACUUGAAGGCUCCCAUAUCGUGGAAACUUCGUCACACGUAUACCUUGGACGUUCUAUGACCACAGAAAACGACUUGAAGGAAGAACUGAAUAGAAGAAUGAGAGCAGCAUGGGCAGCAUUCGCAGCCGUCAGGGAAGCUACGGGCCAACUGACGGACCAAGAUAUUCGUGCCCAUCUUUUCGACUCGACAGUUCUUCCAGCGCUCUGUUACGCAGCGGAGACGUUGGCAGACACCGCCGCCAAGUCUAGGAAGCUAUUUACUACCCACUACCCCUUGAGAGAUGUCUUCUGA